Messenger RNA from Closterium sp. NIES-65, 1323 nucleotides. Lineage: Eukaryota; Viridiplantae; Streptophyta; Zygnematophyceae; Desmidiales; Closteriaceae. The record is from the annotation of a GenBank genome assembly.
AUGGCUACCCCUAGUGUCCUAGCUUUUGACGCUGAGGGUCGGGCCAUUGACUUUGAGGUCUGGGUAGACGACCUGCAGCUAUUUAUACAGUGCGAUAGGGCAGACGGCCUCUCUCUCUUUGACCUUACCUCUGGCACUUCCCCUGCCCCUGCUACAGAUGCUGAUGCCACUGUUCGCUCCCAGUGGGCCACGUGCGACGCUGCUGCACGUCUUGCUGUGCGUCGCCACCUCCCUACCUCCGAGCGUGCGCACUUUAGUCAAUACAAGAGUGCUCAGACCUUGUACGAUGCUGUAGUCGCGCGCUACUCCUCCCUUGCCACUACUGCACUGAGCCGUCUCAUGCUACCGUACCUCUUCCCUGACCUUGCUGCCUUUCCCACCGUGGCUGACCUCAUUACGCACCUCCGCACUAGUGACACUCGCUACCGCGCUGCACUCCCUGCUGAAAUCUGCGCCAAGAACCCCCCCCCCAUGUACAUCACUCUGUACUUCCUAGUCACUCGCCUUCCUGACUCCCUUCGAGUAGUCAGGAACCACUUUCUCUCAGCCUUUCCCACCACACUCACUGUCGACCUCCUCGAGAAGGCCCUCUUAGCAGCGGAGAAGAGUAUAGUUGCUGUAGAAGCCUUUCGAGGUGACCCGCGCACCCCCAUCUUUGAGAGUCGGUCGGUGCGGCGUCUGCCCCUAGCGGGGAGACCCCGCCGUGGCAAGGGCAAGGGGGCCAAGGGAGCUGGAGGAGCGGGCGGGGGAGGUGGUGGAGGCGGUGGGGGUAGUGGGGGUGGCGGUGGGAGUGGAGGUGGGGGUGGGGAGGUCGGUGGCGGCAGUAGAGGCGGAGGCGGCGGCGGCGAUGGCGGUGGGAGCGGAGGUGGCGGAGGAGGCGGCGGUGGAGGCGGCGGUGGAGGCGGCGGCAGUGCGGAGGCGGCGGAGGCGGCGGGGGUGGCGGUGGAGCUGGUUGCGGGUCUUCGCGGGGUGGGGGUUUUGGUCCUGCGCACCGGCGACCGUGCGGGUGAGCAGUAUGGGGGCCUGCACCCCACCCAGCGCUGCUUUGGCAACCUGACGGACGCGUGGCAUCACCAGUUCCUGGAGGCCUCGGAGAUUCCUCCCUGGGGCAAGUUGUCUAGGGCGGGUGUUGCCAUCUUUGAUCUUGACUUUGAUGCUAUUCUCUCUGCCAUGUAUGCUAUGUCUCAUAGUGAUGAGGGUGACUGCUACCGCUGUUUCCCACCCGAUCCGGGCAUUGAGGCUGCUGCUCUAGGUGCUUGCGACGCCGCUGCUCUAAGUGCUAGUGUGUCAGCGUCCUUAGCUACUGGUGAGUCUGCGCUCUAA